Molecule: messenger RNA, 1554 nt
Organism: Penicillium riverlandense
Lineage: Eukaryota; Fungi; Ascomycota; Eurotiomycetes; Eurotiales; Aspergillaceae
Product: arylsulfotransferase family protein
Exons: 2
Coding region: 1-1554 (517 amino acids)
Source: RefSeq, a predicted model, not a curated record
AUGACGCACACCCUAUUAUAUCUAUUGGGGCUCUUGCUAGCAAUUCUUGGGGCAAAGGCUGAGCCCAAAGGCGAGAAUUGGCCUCACACACAAUUUAUGACUGGACCAUGGCGCCCACCUCACCUUAUGAUGGCCACUUAUGGCGAGGUCGACCCAGGGAAAUUCUUCAUCAGUGUUCGAAAUCAGAUGGCCGGCACGGCCGCGACCAUCUAUGAUACAGAUGGUGAAAUGAUUUGGCAAGGCCCUGAGAAGAAGACCAUGGACUUUAAAAUGCAGAGACUAUUUGACCAGGAUGUGAUGACCUACUGGUCUGGUCAAACAGGGGUGCUUGGCUACGGAUAUGGGUCUGUGCAUAUUCUUGACACCUCGUAUAACGAGAUUUAUACCGUUACACUGAAAGACAACCUCGUCACACCUGACGGCAAGGCACAAGACUCCUAUAUCGACGUCCAUGAACAUCUAAUCACCCCGGAUAAUACUAUCAUUGUCUCCGCAAUCAAUAUUACUCAGACCGAUACGAGUGAUAGGAAAGAUGGCCACCCGGGUACGUGGAUUAUCGACUGCCUCUUCUACGAAAUAGAUAUCAAAACAAACGAAAUUCUAUUCACGUGGAGCGCCUUAGAUCAUCGUGACUACCUCCCACUCACGGACUCUAAGAAUCCCAAAGGUGGAAUGGGAGUGUCUCGAGAAACAGCAUGGGACGCCUAUCAUAUGAACUCGGUCGAAUGGGCUCACGGUGGGUACGUGGUUUCCAUCCGAUUUUGGUGGUCUGCAUUCUAUAUCAAUAGGAAUGGCACGAUGCGCUGGCAGCUUUCAGGCGGCGGUCCUGGAGAAGGCACGAUUGAGAAUGAUGCACACUUUGCCUGGCAGCAUGAUAUCCGGAUACACAACGAAACGGAUCAUAGCGUAGUGGUGACGCUAUUUGACAAUCAUGCUAGAGCCGCAGGAAGAGGAACCAAGGCCGAGUCCAACGGGAUCGCUAUCGAUGUGGACCUCGUUAGGAUGAAGGGCACUACGUUCCGUCGCGUUAAUACCGCCGCGUCCGACCCUAGCCAGGCUCGGACUCAAGGGAGUUUCCAACUGCUCAAUUAUAAUACGACUGGCCACAUUUUCAUGGGGUACGGGUCGACUUGCAAGUUCAAGGAGUACGACGGGGACGGGAAGGUGGUCCAGGCCGGCCAGUUUGGCUACAUCGGCCAUGCGCAGUCCUUCCGUCUCCUCAAGUACCACUGGAAGGCGAUCCCGCAUUGGAAUCCCGCGGUCGUAGUCCAGCCUGUCUCGAAAUACACUACCGACAUGUCUGUGUACAUGAGUUGGAAUGGCGCGACCGAGCACGACAACUGGCAGGUCUACAGCAUCCCCCACAUCAACUCUACGAUCGAGGAUGCGAAACUGCUUGCUAGUACUCCCCGUUACGGAUUUGAGACCCAUGUCGACGUGCGCGGUGUCGAAGAUGAUUACAUCCUGGUGGAAGCUCGGAAGGGACAGAGGGUCCUCGGCACGUCUUCUGGUGUAUUGGUUCCGCAGAGGAGGCAAGAGGAGCUUCGGUCAUGA